AUGGCUGGCACACCAGGCCCAAUUAGACGAGCAUGGUAUCAGUGGAAGAUGCAGCGCUUUCCAUGGCGCAAGAAGUGGCUUGUGGGCUUCGAUCUCCAGGGCAACACUUUUUGGGAAUUCAAGGAAGCAUUGCACGCCCUGCGCAACAGGAGGAUAGCAAAAUAUAGCCGGAGCACCCACCUGGGUGACGUGCAAAUAUCGCCGUCAUGGAUGCAGUGGCUUCGGCACACGCGCUUCGAACCGCCCACUGUCGACGAACAACACCAAGACCUGAUACGUCAGGCGCGUAUAAAGCAACUGGCAGCUCAGGCAGACGCGAGAUGGGCAGAGAAGCCGUCAGCACUCGAUGCGCCGGAUAAACAACAGCCCAUGCAGAUGUUGCAGUCAAAAGACCCUGACAGCGGCGUCACGCAGAUGAAUGUGGAUCAAGAGAUACGGGACAGGGCAGCACAGCAAAAACAGCCUGAGCAAGUAGCACGCGACCCGCCGACACCAGUAGCAGCACCAGCAGUCGAAGACGAUGCGCAGGAUGCCACGCCACGGAAGCGAAUGCGCAAGGAGCCAAAGGACUCGCCAUGGAAGCAAGCCGCCCAGAGUCAGGAGUGGCAACCACAGGGUUGGAGUCCAGCGCCCGCCAAACGACGAUCAUGA
Messenger RNA from Pyrenophora tritici-repentis Pt-1C-BFP, 651 nucleotides. Lineage: Eukaryota; Fungi; Ascomycota; Dothideomycetes; Pleosporales; Pleosporaceae. The record is from RefSeq and is a predicted model, not a curated record.